CUUAGAUUAUGUUUAAAAUUCUAGAGACACACGUUAACUAAACUAAGGUUUUUUUAUCUCUGAACUUAAUUUUUUAUAUAAUUUUUUACAUCUUUUAUCUUACGUGGCAUACUCCGUGAAUUCGCACAAUUAAGACGUGUGAGAAAUAUAUGGAUGUCACGUAAGUAAAAAAAAAUGCACAAAAUUACAAAAAGAAAAUAACUUAAAAAGAUAAGAUGCGUCUCUGAGAUUUCGCUGUGUAGUGGUAGUUGUGCAUUUACUCUCUUAUUUAUUUUCUUGUACUAUUAAUCUCUCUCUUCAUUUUCCUUUUUAUUCACUUCAUAUUUCACUUCCCCUGUUUUUUUGUUUUUGUAAAUUUGAGAUGAUCAAAGUUGGACCAGUGGGAAGCAAUGUUGGUUCCAUAUGGGAAGAAAAUGGACGAAGUGAAGUUGCUGGUAUUUUUGUUUCUUUCACCGAAAACACAAUUCAGUCGCUUCAGUUUCUGUUUUAUGAGAAUGGCAAUUAUGUUCAGUCCAAUAAGCAUGGCAGUGACCACUCUGAAAACUUUUGUGCGCUUCUGUUUGAUUAUCCAUCAGAGUUUCUUACUUCGAUAAGUGGUUCGUAUAUUGGCGAUGGGUAUUUAUCAACAGGUUUAGAUGCUAUUAAAUUUAAUACCAACAAGGGUUGUUACGGACCAUUUGGGCGUACAGAGCCUACAAGUAGUAGCAAGCGAUUCAACUUUGAAUUACGAAAUCAUCGUCUAUUUGGUGGUUUUCAUGGCACCAUGAGUCGUCAUGCUGUUGAGAGUAUUGGGAUUUAUGUUAAGCCAGUCAUAUCCUCCAUGAAUUACUUGAAAGGAUCUCUUCGAGUUAAGGCUGAAAAAUGAUUGUACUUCCGUUUUACUUUUACCCUAUGCUUGCUGCUGGCUUAUUAUGUAAUGUUUUAUCAUUUAUAUAUGCUGUGUUGUAAAAUAAGUUCCUCGUGGUAAGAUCUUUGUACCGUCUAUGCUUCUCAGAAAUUUACUUGCUAGGUAUGUUAUUGUUCUUCAUACUACCGUCUAUGCUUCUCAGACUUCACUUUGUUAUUGUUGUAUUUAUUGUAAUAUGUUGCCAUACAAUGUACAGAACAUGAAGCUUACAAGUAAUUUAGAUUUGAAAUUCUCUUUUAA
Solanum lycopersicum (tomato) is the source of this 1147-nucleotide messenger RNA. The record is from RefSeq and is a predicted model, not a curated record. Lineage: Eukaryota; Viridiplantae; Streptophyta; Magnoliopsida; Solanales; Solanaceae.